Scylla paramamosain (green mud crab) is the source of this 6526-nucleotide messenger RNA. RefSeq lists its product as uncharacterized. Gene Ontology annotation, cellular component: early endosome; trans-Golgi network; recycling endosome. Bases 506 to 5068 code for a protein of 1520 amino acids. Lineage: Eukaryota; Metazoa; Arthropoda; Malacostraca; Decapoda; Portunidae. The record is from RefSeq and is a predicted model, not a curated record. The transcript is spliced from 9 exons. Gene Ontology annotation, biological process: retrograde transport, endosome to Golgi; endosome organization; receptor recycling.
AAACAUAGCCUGAAAAAAAAAAUAAAUAAAACCAAAUGAUAAAACCACAGCGACAAAAGUGGAAUAACAAACGAAGAGAAAGAGAAAGAAUAGUACUACGUGGCCAAAGAAAACGACAGAACGGACAAGACAAGACAGAAAGACCACGAAAGAAAAUGGACAAACUGGCGACUACACGGGAGACACGAUGCCGGUUCCCUCCUUUCCUAGCUCACUAGCCCCACUCAAACCCAGCCACAGCAGAAGCGCGCGUGGAUCUACAACGUGUGGGUGGCCUGCUAUGCGUGGCUAUCUUAGUGCGGGGAGAGUGGCGGUGCAAGACAGCAGGUCUUUCAUGCAGAUGUGAAGAAAAAUAAAUAAAGGAAAUAACUAUAAACUAAAUGGAAAACAGGAAUUAAGGAGACAGCAAACACAUGAAUGAAACCAAAAGAAAAGUGUGAGGAAAGCGAAGCGUGACACAUGAGGCGAUACUGAUAAAAAGAAGCAGAGAUAAAAAAAAAAAAACAUGUGUGAAGUGCAAGGUCCCGGAGGCGCCCCUGGGAGGAGUGCGGGGGCGGGAGGAGCCUCUACACCCCCAGGGAGGCUCAGUGUUUCAUCAUCAGAGUCCGACGAGGAUCAGAAAGCCCCAAGAAACUCCCUGCUAGGCUCCUCGGAGGAUAGUCCUUCAAAUGAGCCUGCGGAGGGAACAGCGAACUCUCGUGACGAUUCUAACAUGGAGGAGGAGGAGGAGGAUGACGAGGAGGAGGAGGAGUCGUCAUCUGAGGUCGUUGUAGUGACGCUUAACAUAGUGGAAAAGAAAGACAAAGAUGAUGAGGAGGAGGAGGAGAAAGAGAAAAAGAUAGAUGAUGAAACGGAAAUGGAGGAGAAAGAUACACAUGAGAUGAAGGUGAAAGAACGUAAGGGGAGCGAAAAUGAAGCCAAAGAAGUGCAAGGUUGUGAUUGUGAUGAGACCGAGAUAGAAAACCUGGAGAACGAACGCAGGGACGAGCUACUGGAAAACACGCUGAAGAGGGAGAGUGAGAUAGAGGAAGAGAAAAUGGCUCAUGACAUGGUGGAGGAAAACAGCCGAAGAAAUGAUGAGGGGGCUUCCGCUGCUGAUUCCCUGAAGGAGGUCGAGCCACAAAAGCAGAAAGAGGACGAGGAAGAGGACGAGGAAAAGAAGGAAGAGGAGGAGAGGAAGGAUGAUAAGGAACAGAGACAGGAGGAAGUGAUAGUGAAGGAGGAGGAGGAGAUGGAGAUGACGAGCAAACACAGCCAUGAAGACCAGAAGAAAACCAAGGAAAAGGAGGAGGAAAUGAAGGAAAUUACAAAGGAAGAGGAAAAGGAACAGAAGGAAACGAAGAAAGAGGCUAAGGAAAAUGAGAAGCAAGAAGAUGAAAAGGAGGCAGAGGGAGUUGACCCAUUUAGCCCAAAGUGUGCAAAGGAAGACCUGCCGCCGCCAACCACAACCAAAGUUUCCAAGACUGUCAACUUCUUGGAGAGUGAACUGAAGGCGAUCAGCGAGAGGAAGAGGCACACCAUCAACUCCUAUACCUCCUCCUCCUCGUCCUCGAAGUCUAAGGAGGCGGGGGAGGCAAAGGACGAGGACGUGUUGGAGAGACUAGAGGUGGAUGAGAAGACAAGCAAACACUGGACGCUGGGAGAGGGCAAUCCUGUCUAUCGCCUCUCACUCAAGCUCUCGCCCAACCUGUUUAACGUGACGGAUAUCCCGGGGGCGAACCAGCAUAAGGAGGCGGACAAGGCGGGCUUUCUGACCAAGCUGAGCGGCCGCAGUUUUCCGUACAUCGCCCAGUGGAAGCGUCGGUACUGCGUGCUGUCCAAGGGGCGCCUCUACUACUACGAGAAGGAGGACAGCAAGGCGGGGGACAAAUCGAACGGGGUGAUCCAGCUGGAGUACUUCGACCAAGUGGCGGAGGCGGGGCCCAAGGAGUGCAAGAAAGCCACCAAUGUCUUCAUCAUCACGUCGCAGGACCGGAGCUUCUUUGACCCCGGUCGCCACGUUUUCUCCGCGGACACCCUGCCUGAUAUGAAAGACUGGAUUCGGAAGCUACAAGCAGCCCUUGACCAGAUACGAAACAACAACCGACCUGCUGCCUCCACCUCGCCCUCCGCGUCUCCUUCGGCCAAAGAGAGAGGAGGGAAGAGGAAAGACGAGGCAGCAGAGGGCAAGGAAGGCAAAGGGAGUCAGACUCAAACUGCCACUGCUACUUCCAAGGAGCGGAGGAAGAAGAAAGAGGACUCAAGUCGUCCUCGCAAGUCUUCUAAAACGGGGGUAUCGAGCCAGACCCAGACUUCGAUGGGGGAGCCCCCGGCCAGCGACGCGCCUGACGGGGGACGUCCAGUCAUGGCAAUACCCAGGGGCGGAGUCAUGCUACCUGGGUUCUCGUCUCGGAAGGACCCUCAGCCGACGAACAGAGCACCGGAGCGGAGGAGCGGCGACGGUGAGGCGGAGGACGACUUGCCCCAGGCGGGUCCCACGCUCACGUGCGUCACCAAGCAGAGAGUGAAAGGGCCUCAAGGUCGCCGGGCUCCACAGAACCGACGGAAGGCGGCGGCAGCCCUCAAGAAGCGGGCCAGCUCCCUGUCAGCCCUCGAACACCAGGACGCCAGCGAUAACAGAGAGGCGCCGUGGCUGAACCGCUCCCUGGACGUGCUGGAGGGAGGCAACCCAUGGGGCGGCAAGCAGGUGGGUAGCGCGGUGCCAUCAUCGGCACUACCCUACAAGGCAUACAACUAUUCCACCGACGAGGACGACAUAGACGACGACCAGUCAGACUCUUUUCCUGCUUCGGCCUCGGGGAUGCCGCCACCGCCGCCGCCUCCUCGCUCGGCUUCCUAUGGACUGGAGCUGAUGAGAUCAGCCUCUCAGGGCCGCGUCGCGCCACGAGGACGCAAGGCGCCGCGCUGCUCCCUGGAUGAAGCUCGAGGUUCCCAGGCAGACCUCGGGGACUCCAGGGACUCUCUGGGUGGGUGGCGCGGGUCACACGGUGAAGCCUGGGGCCAAAACGGACGCGCCUCUCCUGUCAUGGACGACCUGGACAACCUGCUGAUGAACCAGAGUGUCCAGCACUCUAGCGCCGCUCUGGACUCAAUCAGCGACGCGGGCAGCGAAGGGAGCAGCACCUGCCGCGCCGCCGACCAUCAGCAACCUGCCGCUGCUCCAGACCACUGCCACCACCACCACCACCAUCACCACCAGAUGCAGCAGGGCCAACAGCCCCGCAAGAAGCCCCAAGACCUGGGCCGCUUCACCACAGCAGUGAGGCAUCUGCAGCGGCACGUGGUAGAGAUCGACCGUGCGGUGUUUGCCGUGACGGGCGACGUGGCCUCCACCAGGCGGGAGGUGGCGACGCUGCGCGAGGCUGUGGCAGCACUGCAGGCCGACGCCCACACCAUCACCACCACCCUCUCUAACCUGACGCAGGAGGCCAUCACGGCUCAGCAGAAAAUUGCUUACGCCACGCAGAGCGACGCAGACAUUUUACCGCCCGAAAAAGAGGCAGAGAAGGUGCAGCUCACGGUGAGGGAGGCGCUGCUGGAGGCAGAGCGGGCGAAGCAGGAGCAGAUGAGGUCAAAGAGGGAAUACGAGGACCUGGUGGCGGAGAUGAAGGUGGCUCUUCAGUUUUUCAAAGAGGCAAGUCCUGUCUCCGUUCAAGUUCCUGCCCAAGAUCCCGCCUCAAGUACUGCUCCUGCCUCAGUAGCCAAGUCCUCGUCCAAUUCCCAGGGGGGUAAGGGAUCCACCGGUUAUCAGUCCCUCUUUUCCAAGUCGUCCAGCAUCAUCUCAGGAUUCACCAGCAGACAUUCUCUCACCAAGUCUGUCUCCUUCGCUGCUGAACAGAAGGAGAAACGUAAGAGCAAUGGACCAGAAAACAAGGCCAACAGUUUGGAACGGGAUAAAAAGUAUGACAAAAAGGACAAAAAAGAUGGCAAAUCUCAGGCUUCCGUCCAAACCUCCAAAGAUAAGAAAGACAAGCAUUCUGAUGCAAUGGAUAAAAAGGACUCAAUACAACAGCACCACAAGCAGAAGCCAUUGCCAGAGGCGGGCCUCGGUCAUUUGCAUCGACUGGAGAACGGUGAGGGCGACACCAAGAAGACGUUCACCAGCUUAGAGAGGCGGGAGCGGCGACUCAGGGACAAACGAGCACAUGUUAUCUCUCCACUCUCUCUCGAGGACAUUCCAAUGGCUGACGAUGUCACGCACGAGCACGCGGCCAAGAGUGAUCCCACGACGCCCUCAGUAGAGCCAGACGCCAGCGAAGCGCAGUCCCAGAAGGCUUCCUUCAAGCAGACCCUCAGCAUCACUUUGGGUCAGUCAUCCACAGCGGCCUCCGGAGCUUCUAAUCGUCCCCAAGUAUUGGCGCUGAGUCGUGAUCGUCACAGCGGCGACCUCUCCACGUCCAACACCUCGCCGGAGUCCCCUUUGCCGCCCACCUCCAGCACAAGACCCGGCUCCUUCCUCCCCACCCUGGAGGAGUCCCCGCCAGUGUCCGGGGCCGCAUCCCUUUCAUCACUGCAUCAGCCUGGCUCAACCCCCGGACCGCAGGCUCGGCAGGGGGCCAUGAGCACCGUGCACAAAGACCGCCCACUAAGCACUUCUCAACAAACCAAGCGGAUUGGCACGUUUGCAAUCAGCCGCCAACACUCCUCGCCCAACAUUCCCCUCCAGCGGCAGAACUCGGGCUCAGCAUUCCCCAUCCAGCGGCAGCAGUCCUUGGGAACAGUGCCAGAGGGUCGCCUGCCGCGCCAGGAAUCCCUCACCUCAGUGCCAGAGGAGCGUCCUGUCGUGGACCGCACUCUCCCUCUCUCUCCUUCGCCAUCCUUGACCUACUUUCCCCUCUCCUCUACCCAUUCCUCAUCCACCCUAAGUGAUUCGGCUCGGCGCGCCGCGAGAGAGUCCAUGGAGCUGGUGACGGGGCCCGUGCUGGCGGGCUCCUCCAUCCAGGAGGCCAACGCCACGGGCACGCUUCCAGUUCUGCAUCUGGAUGAACAGAACAUGCAGCCCGCAGCGACCUCCACCCUCAAGCGAGCAUCCCAGUCGCAUUCUGACAAUGUUGGUAUCCUGGUGUGACCCGCGCUGCCUCACCACUUGGGUGCGACUGGAGACUCCCGAGACUCACACUCAGCAUGUUUAAUGUAGUGUUGUCUCCACAGGCGUCAGUUGCCUUAACAGCCUAAGUUAAGUCUUCCCGGAUCAUUAACAAAACUCUACAGUAUCGGGACUGGGAGUGAGACUGCAUGAAGCCUUGUGAAAAUUUUAGAGUCGUGAGCAGAGGAGCCACUCUUAAGAACGCUCUCCCUCGAUGGAGGAGAGCACUGUGUGUAUUUGCAUUUUCAAGCAUGACGAUUACUAACUGAUGUCAAGAAGCGAAAUUGCAUUCUAGUCUUCUUACUUUGCAACGUUCCUAGUUUAGUUCCUGUUGGUGCAGGCCCGCCUCGACAAGCCUCCCGCGUGGACACUCGCGCCACUUGACACGCUGCGCUUCUGUACACGUCGUUGGUCUUGGGGUGCUGAUGUAACAUUCGUGUCUCCGGAGAAGUGAGCGUAAGCGUGAGUGCUGCGUAGCGAGCCGUGGAUGGACUAGCAGCAGCGGCCAGUCACGCUAUGUCGUAUAAAUCAUAGUGAAAUAAUCCCUCGAGUAUAUAACCAAAUUUAUCGUUUUGUUUUGGUGUUUUAUUACAAAAUAUUCGUCUUUUUUGGCCUUGAAUUAAUAACUGAAACUAUUAUUCCUCGUUGGUGAUGAGCAGGGCGGAGAAAAGGUGAUGGAGAAAGGAGGAGGAAAGAGGAGGAGAAUACGAGCAGCAGAGUGGGAGGGAAAAAGAAUUUGAGCAAGAAGUGGGACUAACUCAUGCUUACUUCGGAUCACGAACUUUAUCGAACUCUACUAAGCGUGAAUUGUCUCUUCCUUCUCUCGUGUCAUUUCCGAAACGAACUCGAUGAUAAAGUGUUGAGGGUGCAGCGAAGUGGGGAGGAGGGUGCUGUGGUGCGGGCGGAGGAGGCACGGCGCCUCCUGAGAUCCUCACUGGACAGAUAAGGGACUAUCACACUCCAAAGUUUUUUUUACUUUGCCUCGAUAGCACCAGAGACAGACAACAACCAACUCAUCUUCCUCGUGUACUUUGUCUGUCAUCAUAUUUAUUUAUUUACUUAUUUAUUUUAUCUACUUCUCUGGAGAUGGGUACACUCUUGGUCAGCGGAAGAAUAAUAUGCCCUACUCACUUCCACCAAUCUGAGUUCACUGUUUAGUCAUUUCCCUCAGUCUUAAGUUCUGUGAUAUGCCAACAAUGUCACUUAUUACGUUUCGUGAUGGUUGUGUUGGCUUAUCAAGGGACUGACGAUCGAGCGGAAAACGCGAAAAAUAAAAAGGAAAAAAAUACGUGGUAGUGAGAGCGGUAGAUUAAUCGACUUCUGAGCAGUACUUGGUGUGGCCAUCGCUGCUCGUAUCAUCAGCAUGGCGGCCUCUUUCCCUCUCUCUAGCUGGCGGUAAGGUACUUUUCGACGUUCGAUAAUAAAACGCAGUACUACACA